ACGAACUGUAUGGUCUCGUAUGCGGGACGUUUCAAUGGCUGUUUUGAAUUUUUGGGAGUGACCGGUGAGUCGUACAUUUUAAUACAACUAUAGGCAUAUCUGAGAAUGUGAGAACACAAAUUUCGGGGCUCGUAAAACAAUGGAUUUUUAAGAUAAAACAUAAAAACGCGUUCUCUCCCAAAUGGUAGGAAAUGAAGUUCAGGAAAUAAAUCGGAAUCGAGUUCGAGGCGUCUUGAGUUUGGGAAAUUGCAGGAUAGUGUACAAUCCCGUUUGCCCGGAUCCUGACGUGACUUUUUUCCUCUUCACCAAACACCAACCAAAAUACCCUGUUCCUAUUCGAGUGGGCACCAACUGGAAGGAAACCAAUUUCAACCAAACGCGCUUUGAUCCCAGGAAACCGACGAAAAUCAUCAUUCAUGGAUACAACUCGGAUAUGAAUAUAAGCGCUUUGGUCGAAGUUAGAAACGAAUAUUUGAAGACGAAGGAUUAUAAUAUAUUCGUUGUGGAUUGGAGCCCGUUGAAUCAAUCACCUUGCUAUCUGGGCGCCUUGCUCAACUUGCCUCACGUAGGAGCUUGCUGUGCUCAAUUGAUCCAACGCUUAUUGGACGUCCAGAAUUUCGACAUUCACGUAAUAGGAUUCAGCCUAGGUGCCCAAAUCACCAAUCACAUAUCUGUUGCGUUAAGACCUUACCGAUUGCCGAGGAUAACAGGACUGGAUCCGGCGCUUCCAGGAUUCGUCACGCUUCACUUAGAUGGAAAGCUGGACAAAUCCGAUGCCCAAUUCGUCGACGUUUAUCACACUAACGCGUUUUUCCAAGGGAAAGUCGAGGAAAGCGGUCACGUCGAUUUCUACAUCAACGGGGGCAUCGUACAACCGGGUUGUUGGGCACAGACAAGAUUUUUCGCUUGCAACCACCAUCGGGCUCCUCUCUACUUCGCGGAGACCAUAAACACCGAGAAGCACUUCUACGCCUGGCCUUGCCCGACUUACUUCGACUACCUGUUGGGACGUUGCCCGCCCGGGGAGCCGCAAAUUAUCAUGGGGGAGUACGUGAGGAGGGCUGCUCAAGGAGUGUACCUGGUUAUAACGGAAUCUGUGUCGCCGUUCGCCGUGGGGAAGUACGAAGGGCCCAGCGUGGAGAUAUUUAAAUCAACGGAGCAGUACAGGAGGAAAGUGCUGGAUAUGUAUAGGAAACGAAUGGUCGGUUUCGUGGACGAGUACGAUUUGUUCGAGCAAUUGGUGGAUGAUAGAAUGGACGUUAAGUCGUACGAUGAGCUGGUUGAAGUGGUGCUGUCUAGUGAAAACGUUGAUUUGUUGAGUGUUUUGUAAAUAGAUCAAUUAUUUGUUUAUUUAUUGUGUUAGUAGAUAUUAAUAAUUUAUAGUAUACAUAGAAAAAUGUUACAAUGUAAGAUAGCAAUGUUGUAUUAAAUAUACUAUUAUUGUAUUUUACAGA
Messenger RNA from Phyllotreta striolata, 1454 nucleotides. Lineage: Eukaryota; Metazoa; Arthropoda; Insecta; Coleoptera; Chrysomelidae. The record is from the annotation of a GenBank genome assembly.